Messenger RNA from Astrephomene gubernaculifera, 3401 nucleotides. NCBI's taxonomy places the organism in Eukaryota, Viridiplantae, Chlorophyta, Chlorophyceae, Chlamydomonadales, Astrephomenaceae. The record is from the annotation of a GenBank genome assembly.
CUAGAUACUAACGAUAGAACUCUUAGACGUUCACGGAAAAACCAGCAGUAAAGGUUGGCCCAAAUUUUGGCGGGAGGUUGACGUUCCAUCUGAGGGUAGCGCUAAGACCAGUCAUAGCACACUAAAAUGCACAUUUCUAGGUCGUUUUGUAGCUGUGUAGUCCCUGGACGCUGGAGUUGAAGUUGGUACAUGCUGCGAGGCCUUCCCGCUCUAAACCGUUACGUUUAAGCUAUUGCCAGCUUAGGGUCCCCUAGUAAUUGGCAUGCUCAGUGGUGAUGAUUUAAGCGUAUCAUAUCAAGCUACCUGGAAGCAUUCCCAACUGUGCCAGGGCGACUGCCCAGCGACCGAGGUUUCUCCAGCAGGCUUAUCAGUCGCGGAUGCUUUGGGCUUUAUGUGACACUACUUGAAUGAUAGUUGCCUGGCGCGUCGGCCGGGGCUAGCUACGCGACUAGGUGUAGACCAUGGUGCUUAUCGCUCAGCGCGCUGCGGUGAACACAACUCUGGGAACCGUACGAAGCUUUCCGUUGGACAAUGAUAGUGAUGGAGGCGAUGGCGGGCUACCUGGAGUGCAGGUCACUCACAUCCAAGGCGUACAAGCCAGCGCCGAGGGCUUCCAGCUGCAGAUUAAGUCACCGUGGCCAAGCCGAGUGGCCUACGUCACUGCCUUGCCGUCGCAGCGCCUGUCAGAGAUUGCAGUUCAGGCGUGCGGCCAGCUGGGUUUGAAGUGUGGGCAAGUGCCAGAGACUGAGCUCAGCCUGUACGGCCCGGACUUGCGGGAACUGCCGUUAGACAGCACGCUUGAGGCGGCAUGCGGAGGCAGCAGCAGCAGCGACGGCAGUGGCAGCAGCAGCGGUGGGGACCGCCCCGGCAGCUCACUUGGCGGUCAUGCUGUAAGCGCUUCUGGAGGCAAUGGCCUCAUGCGGCUUCACCUGUUGCCGUACAAAGCACUCUGGGAACAAUACUGGAAAGGCGCCUCGAUUGAUCAGCAUGAUGCACAGCACCCGCCGCAGGCCUCAGCGGCGGCUGUUAACGCGCGUGCACAGGAGACGGGGGCUGCUGCUGGCACCCAUGGUGGUGACGGAGGCGCUUGCCACCAUGCCAUUGGCGCCAAGGCAUUACCCACGCAGCCGGGAGCCCAGGCGGACCUUCCCGCAGAGGAACCAGACUGGCUGCCCCUCUACUGGCACCUCUGGAUGUCGGAUGCGCACCACACAGCCCGAAUGCCUGCCUCGCCGCCCGACGGCUGUCCUCCGGUGUCCUUCAUGCAUGAUGCAGAAACUCCGCUCAGCGUUUCACUCGAUGUAUUUGCGGGAUGGAUGGGGAUUUCACAGUCGGGUCAGUGCUGCUCGGAUGGGGAUCCGCUGGACUUGGGAAAAGGCGCGAACAGCCCGGGAUCGGAGUUUAACAGCGUGGUUGGCACGGAGUCCGCUAGCGGCAGUCCCACUAGCGGGACCCAAACGGAAGACGAGGCGGAGCACAGGGAGCACUCUGGCCGGGACGCGGCGGCGCCAAAGGAGCAGCAGCCGCCGGCUGAAGCGGCAUCGGGGUCGCAAGCCUCCGGUUGCGGCUCUUGGUACCGCCACAUGGAGUGGUUGCGAGGCGGCGGGACGCGCAUGCUGCGUUUGCUGGCGGCGGCGACGUCGGCCUCCUCCACGACUAGCAGCGGAAGCGACGGCGGCAGCGGCGGCGAGGGUAGCGGCAACUGUAGCGGCACUGGGAACAGCAGCAGUAGCAGCAGCACCAGUGACGGGCGAGGCUGUAGCAGCCACGGCGACUCGACGAGCGGUUCUGCGGUGGCAGGCAGCGCAGUGGCAAAGGGCGGGGUGAUGGGAGGCACAGGCAACGGCGCAGCAGCAGGGGCUUCGGCCGGAGGUGCCAUGCACACUCCUCUUUCCUCCGGCAAGUGUAGCAGCGGCGGAACUUGCAACCGAUGCGAAUGCUGUUGCAGUCACGCUGCAGCCGUAACCGCGCCUGACAGCGCAUUGAAUGGCGGAGCCUUUAGCAGUACGAUUGCGUCAUCGGGUCUGCCGUUGCUAUGGCUCAACCGACAAGUGUCUUACGAUGCGAGUCCAGCGGAGUUGGGAAUGUGCGACCAGUCCGUGGUGGCAUUGCUCAACCUUUGCGACCGGCCGGACUGCGCCGCCUGCCUGCUGACCCGUGGGUCACUUUACGGUAACGUCGAGCUCAUUGAGAAGGCACUUUCAGCUGGCGGCCUGGGUCCAGUGGACGAGCAGCAGAAUGUUCCCGCUGCGGGGCUGUCGGGUAGCAUUUCUGCUUCGGGGCUGGCGAAGGCGGCCGGCGCUGGCUCCGGGUCUGACGGUGGCUGUGGGAACCAUGAGGAUAAGGCAGCAUUGGGCGAUGACAAGGGCAGCAACCGGCCGCCCAUGCUCAUGCCGCUUGGUCUGGCAGCUGCGAAUGGGCAUGAAGGCGCUCUUAAGCUCCUACUCCAGCGCCGAGUGGACGACCCCAACGUGUGCGACAAGUUCGGGCUGCCCGCCCUGUGGUUUGCAGUGGAGCACGCGCAGCCCGGCUGCGUGCGGCUGCUGCUGCAGGCGGGCGCGCGGGCCGCGGACUGGGUGUUUGCGGCGCCGGCGGUGGCGGCGGCGGUGCAGGAGGCGCCGGCGGCAGCGGCGGCAGAGCGGGCGGCAGCGGAACGGGCCUCCGCUGCAGCGGCGGCGGGUCUGCCACUGGCCGUUGCCUCGUACAUGGCCCUGUGUCAUGCGGUGGAGGUCGGCGAUGUGCACUCUGUACGGGAGCUCCUGCGGUACGGCGCAUGUCCGUACACGCCGGACGACAGCAACGGCACUCCGUACCACAUGGCCAUUGAGCGGGGCGAUGUCGAGAUCGUGGAGGCGCUUCUAGAGGGCGAUCCGGCCUUUGAGGAGCUGCAGAGGGCCCAGGCGGACGUGUACCGUCGACUGCUGCAUGCGUCUCAGCGAGUGGAGCGAUCGGAAGUGGCGGGUUGCCCGUGCGUCCAGUGCAACUACCGAGUGGCCAUUAGGGCCGCCGCAAGUCCCGAGACGGAGGAGCUCCGCGCGCAGCUGCAGCUGGUGGCGCUGCCGGCCGUCAUGGACGCAGCGCCCCCGGAGGCCGCUGUGGCGCUGAUGGCGGCCAUGAGGCAGCGGGGGGCGCUGCUGGAUGCGCAUGAUGCCGACGGCUACACCGCCCUGCACCUGGCGGUCCGCGCCGGCAACCUGGACGCAGUCCGCUGGCUGCUGCAGCAGGGUGCCGACCCCAUGGAGCGGGACGCGCUGGGCUACAUGCCGCUGCACCUGCUGGCGCACUACGGCUGCAGCGCCGCACCCCAACCACCCCAACCGCCACCCGCGCCACCAACUGCGCAGAACAGCCCCGCCGCCGCUUCCAGUACCACCCCCACAGCAGCAGCCGCAGCAGCACCC